Molecule: messenger RNA, 660 nt
Organism: Miniopterus natalensis
Lineage: Eukaryota; Metazoa; Chordata; Mammalia; Chiroptera; Miniopteridae
Gene: SMIM24
Product: small integral membrane protein 24
Source: RefSeq, a predicted model, not a curated record
AUGCCCGGGCUGGUGGAUGGGGCGGGGGCCGAGAGCUGGAGCCAGGCCCCGCCGCUGUACAAGGAAUACCGCCCGCCGCCGCUGGACGCCAUCCGCCUGCCCAGGUACGCGCUGUACCUGCUGCUGGCCGCACUCCUGGUGGUGGCCGUGGCCUAUGCCAUUGUCGGGCAUCUCAUCAAGGACCUCGCCCAUGACCUGGCUGGGGCUGGGCAGGGCCUCACAAGGCCAAAGAGGACUAUGCUCAUCUGAACGGCGCACUCCAGCUGCUGGCUCCUCCAAGGCCAUGAGACCCUGGGGACCCUGGAGACCCUUCUCGUGCUCAGCGCCCUGCUCCUCUUGCCUGCUGAAGCACAGCAGGCCACAGAACGUCGCCUGAAGCCGUGGCUGACGGGCCUGGCCGCUGUUGUGGGCUUCCUGUUCAUAGUCUUCAUCCUCAUGCUGGUCAACCGCAUCUGGUGUUCCAAAGGGAGCGCUGAGGACGAGGAAUCCAUGUUCAGAAUGGAGACCAGCCUGUACCAGGACAUGGACCUGAGUAAAGAAGGCAAGAGGGAGAAGAGAGAGGAGAAGGCCAAGAAGGAAGGAGAGAGCAACUUGGGGCUGGAACUGGAGGAGAAAGAGGAGCCCAGAGACCAGGAGAAAGCCAAGAUCACGGCCAUGUGA